AUGUCGCGGAACACUGAGGCAUCCACUUCAAGCCACAAGGCUCACAUCGCCCCGGCCUUUGAUGCGCGACCCGGCCGCUCGCAUGCCAGAAGCUAUAGCAGGUCUAGUGCCCUCGGUCUACAGAGAACACACAGUUUGAGGGAGGCUUAUGAUGCGGACGCUGCUAGCCUAGAUGGCGAGCUCGGCUUAGCGUCGAUUUCGAGGCAAAAUUCCUACCAGGCAGCGAAAGCGAGCGUUCCUCGCACUGGCGGAAAGUCUGAUCCGCAGACCCAAGCUUCCUCAGAGCAGAGCGCUCAAUCACAGCGGCCUCGGGCAGCCUCACGUCUAUGGACACAAGGUGGGCGUGAGGACAUACCGGAGGGAGCAGUAGAGCACGACAAUCAGGACUUCGAAGCGACACAACAAGGCAGUGUACACGAAAAGCAUUCCAACACAGACGAAAAACAGCCACAAGACCCGAACCUUGUCACUUGGGACUCUCCGGAUUCGCAGGAAAAUCCACGCAACUGGCCACGAAAGCGGAAAUGGGCCAUCAUGGUGCUCGUCAGCUCCUUUACUUUCUUCUCGCCGCUGUCUUCCAGCAUGAUCGCUCCAGCGCUACCACUCAUCGCUCAGGAGCUCAACAUCACCAGCUCCAUCACUCAGAAUCUGGUUCUGUCGGUGUUCGUCCUUGCCUACGCAUUCGGUCCCCUUUUCCUCGGACCUCUCUCGGAAAUGUUUGGGCGGCGGCCGGUCAUUCAGCUCUCCAAUGUCUUCUUCAUUGCUUGGACAAUGGCAUGCGAGCUCACCGCCUUCCGAUUUCUGGCUGGUCUGGGAGGCUCUGCACCUCUGACGACGGGAGGCGGAACCGUUGGCGAUCUCUUCGUGCCCGAAGAGCGAGGCAAGGCGAUGGCUAUGUACUCGUUGGCUCCGUUGCUUGGCCCAGUCAUAGGCCCAAUCAUCGGCGCUGCUGUGACACAGUAUGUGGGCAGCUGGCGCUGGAUCUUCGGCAUCGCGACGAUUGUGUCGGCCACUCCAGCCAUCCUGGGCAUCUUCUUCCUGCGUGAGACGUACGCACCUCAGAUCCUAGCCGCCAAAUGUGCUCGCUUGCGAAAAGAGACAGGCAACGACAAGCUACAUACAGCCUUCCAGAUUGGCGCUCUCUCAUGGCGGGCUCGCUUCAGGGUCAACCUAUCGCGCCCUUUCAUUCUCCUGACGACUCAACCAAUCAUCCUCGUCCUCGCGACCUACAUGAGUCUCAUCUACGGGACAAUGUAUCUCUUGUUGACCGAGUUCAACUCGAUCUUCAUAGAGCAGUAUAACGAGAGCACCUUCAUCGCCUCUCUCAAUUAUAUCAGCUUAGGAUUUGGCUUUACAACUGGCGGUCAGGUUGGUGGUCGGGUCAUUGACAUCAUCUACAGACGCCUCAAGGCAAGAAACGGAGGCGUCGGGACACCUGAGCACAAAUUGCCCGUCAUGUUCGUGGGUGCCUGGUUCAUCCCGAUUGGUCUGAUUCUCUUCGGCUUCACGGUGCAGUACAAAGUCUUCUGGCUGGUACCCAACAUCGGUGCUUUCAUCUUCGGCUGUGGGAUGAUGAGUGUCUUCCUCUGCUUGCAGAACUACACAGUCGACUUCUACAACGUCUUCGCUGCGUCGGCUCUUUCCGCAGUUGGUCUCUGCCGCUCACUCUGUGGCUUCGGUCUGCCUCUAGCUGCUCCCAGCCUCUUUGACAGACUAGGCUAUGACUACGGCACUCUGCUUUUGGCAGCCAUUACGGCUGUUCUGGGCAUUCCCGCUCCGUUCUUGUUCUACAGAUUCGGACCUUGGCUGAGGCAGCGUUCUACCUACGCAUCCACUGCUUAG
Microstroma glucosiphilum is the source of this 1842-nucleotide messenger RNA. RefSeq names its product MFS general substrate transporter. Gene Ontology annotation, molecular function: transmembrane transporter activity. The coding region runs from base 1 to 1842 and encodes 613 amino acids. The record is from RefSeq and is a predicted model, not a curated record. Gene Ontology annotation, biological process: transmembrane transport. Gene Ontology annotation, cellular component: membrane. NCBI's taxonomy places the organism in Eukaryota, Fungi, Basidiomycota, Exobasidiomycetes, Microstromatales, Microstromataceae. The transcript has 3 exons.